Messenger RNA from Mercenaria mercenaria, 7530 nucleotides. Its product is annotated as tudor and KH domain-containing protein-like. The record is from RefSeq and is a predicted model, not a curated record. Gene Ontology annotation, biological process: spermatogenesis. Gene Ontology annotation, molecular function: RNA binding. Lineage: Eukaryota; Metazoa; Mollusca; Bivalvia; Venerida; Veneridae. The coding region runs from base 96 to 1460 and encodes 454 amino acids. The transcript has 11 exons.
CAGAUUUUAGUACCAAUCUUUGAAGGGAGGCUACUCUUAAACGUUGAAACAACGGGAAAGUUGCUCGAACAAUAUUAAAUUAAUCUCGAUGGGCGAUGUUUGAAAUAAGUCGGCAGGGGAAGUUGGUGAUCCUGGGUAUUGGGAUUCCUACAGCUGUUGGUUUACUCUAUUAUCUCCUGAAGACAGCAUCUGAUGAUGAUGAAGAGGAUAUAGCUGGCAGGAAGUCCUCAUCCUCAGCAACUUCUCGCCAGACUGUGAUUGAGGUUCAGGUUCCACGCAAAGCUGUUGGUGCUGUCAUAGGUAGACAGGGUGCAACUAUCAAAGAGAUUCAGGAACAGAGUGGAGCAAAAGUGAAUUUCAAAGAUUACACACAGUCUGAUGAUACAGAUAGAACUGUCGUUAUCCGAGGGACUCCGGAGGCGGCACAGUCGGCCGAGUGUCGGAUACGCCACAUACUUGCCAACAUGCCGGUUAUAGUGCAGGCAGAAAUGGAAGUCCCAAAGUAUGCUCUGGGGAGAAUCAUUGGCAGAGGUGGAGAAAGUAUCCGUCAGAUGUCAAGAGCUUCCAAGACAAAGAUUCUUAUUGAUAAAACAAGAGACAGUUACCUUGAUAAACCACAGAUAAUCACAAUCGUUGGUGCUAAAGACCAGAUUGUUGUUGCUAAGGGUCUGAUUCAAGAGAAGCUUGAUGAAGAAGAAGAAUUCAGGGCUAGAACAGCAGUGUCUGCUGCCAAUAGAGAAACAAGGCACAAAGUGAAAGAUUCAAACAGCCAGUCACAUGACAGAAUGACACAUUCUGCAAAUAAUGAAGAAAACAAUAUUGAAACAGACAAUAUUGAGAGAACUGGCGAUAGAGAUCACAAUUUAUACAUGGAAUUCCCAAACGGAAGAGACUAUGUGGAGGUAUAUGUAUCAGCAAUAGCAACUCCAGGACAUUUCUGGGUACAGACUAUUGGUUCCAUGGCUUUACAGCUGGAUAAACUGUCUGAUACAAUGACUAGAUACUAUGAAGGUGAAGGAAAGAACUUGAUGCUUUCCACAGUGGAGAAAGGAGAUAUUGUUGCAGCUCCUUUUGAAAAUGAUAAAACUUGGUACAGAGCAAAAGUAAUGGACAUUAUAAAUCAAUCAGAGCUAGAUCUGUUCUAUGUUGAUUAUGGGGACAGUGCAUACAUGGCUUCUUCCCUUGUCAAACCUUUAAGUUCAGAAUAUUUAACAUUGCCAUUUCAAGCUAUAGAAUGCCGUCUCGCUGGCCUGAAGCCUAACGGUGAGUGGACAGAGGAGGCAUUUAACAAGUUUGAAGCAUUAACAUAUUGUGCUAAAUGGAAGGUGUUGCAGGCUAAAGCUGUCAAAUUUAGCAGCGGGACAAUCCCACAUGUUCAGCUGAUAGAUACCAAUGGCAGUAAGGAUAUCGCAAUAAAUGAAGAGAUGAUAAAAUGUGGUUUUGCAGUAGCUGAUACGUGAUGCUGUAGCCCAUCAGAGAUGUAAAUUUGUGGCAUUUGAAUAACUUAAAAUCAAUGUCAUAUCAAAAGAAACAAAUAGGUGACUUAAAGCAGACAUGCAGUAACAUGACAGUAUAACAGGCAAAUCAUUUAAGUAUAGUUGUAGGAUGGUAAUUUGGCUUUUAAUGGCGCUUGAAGAAAGCUUAUGUAUAGUAUGUUAAAAAUGAUAAUAGGGUUGUCUGAUGAGGAGCUACCUCAUUCUCAAGAACUUUUAUUGUACAUUUUAAGUGGAUUUAUCUGAGUGCCCUAUUUUAUGUGUUUUUGUUUUGGUUACUUUUUUAUUUACAAGUGCCAAAUUAUCAUCCAAGAUCUAUAACUUUAAAUGUAUUCUUGAAUUGUGUUGAAAGCAGUGUAGGUUGUGAUUAUUCGUGCUAUUCGAAGUCAUUAACAUUUGACCAGAUUGUUUACUCAGUUUUGUUUUUGUUUUAAUCAUGUUAGUUAGAGAUUCUGCAAACAAUGUGUUUUGUGAUUAAUGUAACAGAAGGGAAUCAAAAUAACCCGCGCCAUGAGAAAACCAACAUAGUGCCUUUGCAACCAGCAUGGAUCCAGAUCAGCCUGCGUAUCCGCGCAGUCUGGUCAGGAUCCAUGCUGUUCGCUAACAGUUUCUCUAAUUGCAGUAGGCUUUGAAAGUGAACAGCAUGGAUGCGCAGGCUGGUCUGGAUCCAUGCUGGUUGCAAACGCAAUAUGUUGGUUUUCUCACGGUGCGGCUCAAAUUAUGCUGUAGUAGAAAGAAUUCUGAUGGAAUUUGAAACUGGUCUGAACUAAGUAAGGGUCAAGUACUACUGUUUGAUAUACCUUUUUCCCAUAAUUUCUCUUUAUACCCCCACCAAACAUGUUGGGGGUGGGGUGCUAUAUAGGAGUCUUAGUUUUGUCGCGUCCCAUUGCGUCCUGAAAUCUAUAUCUCAGUUAUUACUAAACGGAUUUGAUUAAAACUUAAAUAGAUGUUCCAUCUUAUCACCAACAUCAUGUGACACAAGGUGCAUAACUCUUACACCAAUUUUUCAUGAGUUAUGCCCCCUUUUACUUAGAAUUUAAGGUUAAUUUUGAUGCAUUUUCACUAUAUCUCAGUUAUUUCUAAAUGGAUUUGAUUUGAACUUGAAAUAGAUGUUCCACCUUAUCACCCGCAUCAUGUGACGCAAGGUGCAUAACUCUGACACCAAUUUUUCAUGAAUUAUGCCCCCUUUUACUUAGAAUUUAAGGUUAAUUUUGAUGCAUUUUCACUAUAUCUCAGUUAUUACUAAAUGGAUUUGAUUCAAACUUAAAAUAGAUGUUCCACCUUAUCACCCACAUCAUGUGACACAAGGUGCAUAACUCUGACACCAAUUAUUUAUGAGUUAUGCCCCCUUUUACUUAGAAUUUAAGGUUAAUUUUGAUGCAUUUUCACUAUAUCUCAGUUAUUGCUAAAUGGAUUUGAUUCAAACUUGAAAAAGAUGUUUCACCUUAUCACCUGCAUCAUGUGACGCAAGGUGCAUAACUCUGACACCAAUUUUUCCAUGAAUUAUGCCCCCUUUUACUUAGAAUUUAAGGUUAAUUUUGAUGCAUUUUCACUAUAUCUCAGUUAUUACUAAAUGGAUUUGAUUCAAACUUAAAACAGAUGUUCCGACUUAUCACCCACAUCAUGUGACACAAGAUGCAUAACUCUUGACACCAAUAAUUCCUGAAUUAUGCCCCCUUUUUGCUUAGAAUUAUACUUGUAUAGUGUUUUGAUACACUUUAUCUGUACCUCUCUUAUUAUUUGAUAUUUUUUAACACAGACUCAAGCUAUUGUGCAGUAUUCAUCCACCAUUUGAGUCAUUAAACACUCCAGUGACAGUUCUUGACAGAUUUAAAUGUUUUUAGUACACAGGUGUGACAUCAUAAAAUACAGGUAAAGUUCGACUUUGUCUACAAACCACCAAUUUUAUAUGUAGUUAUGGCCCCCUUCCAACUUAAAAUUUGUCAAACUCAUGGUUGCCAGACAAUAACUUAUGAAAGGCUUGACAGAAUUAGAUAAAUUUUGGUACACAGGUAUAACAUCAUUAACUACAGGUCAAGUUCGAUUGGAAGUGCACCUUCUUGUGGCCAUGUCUUUCUUAUGGUUGCCAUUCUUUUGUGACAAGACGGUAUUGUGGGGGUAUUCGUCACUCCUGUGACAGUUCUAGUUAAAUACAGGACAAUACAAAGUUAUUAUCAUAUAUCAUUUUAACAAGCUGUAGUGCUGGUAAUGAGAACUUUCUCAAAAAAAAAAUCUUAUUGUACCUGAAAGUUUCAGUAUUUGCACUCCUUUUGAUAGUGGACUGUUGUAAAACUUUCAGGGUAAAUAUUUUUUAAGUUAGAUAUAGUAAGCUGUUGUAGAAAAGUUUGACGUUUUCCUGUAAAAAAAUUGCAAACUUUCAAAGAAUAGAGUAUUUUGAAAUUUAAUCAUUUUCAGACAAAAAUAGAAUUUGGCCAUAAAAUUGACAUUUUUGAAGAUUUUGAGGAUAAAAGAAACUCCUACCAAGCCAUUUAAAAUGAUGUAUACAUAUAACAUUUAGCGAAGGUUAUGCAAAAUAAAUUUACGAAAAAAGCAACAUGUCAGAUUUGUAUAUUUAAGUAUAUGAACCUCAUGGAAAACUUAAAAAAAUAAAAUAAUAUAGUAUGCAAUAUUAUUAUAUACAAAAAUAGAUUUGUCUUAGAAAUAGAUUGUCUCAAACUUUUAAUGUCAUUUUCAUGAUUUUACAGAAACUUUAUACACUGAUGGGCUUUUAAAAACAAUAAGCUCUAAAUAUGUUUCUCAUAUUGAUUAACAUAACUGUGUGCUUCCUAAUAUGUAGUCACAAUCUGUGACUCUAGAUACCUCCCAUGUUUGACUAGUUACCUCCCUUGAUACUCUGUAAUAUCAGACUGAAAUGAAAUAAAAUGAGCCGCGCCAUGAGAAAACCAACGUAGUGCGUUUGCGACCAGCAUGGAUGCAGACCAGCCUGCGCAUCCGUGCAGUCUGGUCAUGAUCCUUGGUGUUCGCUAACGGUUUCUCUCAUUGCAAUAGGCUUUGAAAGCGAACAGCAUGUAUCCUGACCAGACUGCGCGGAUGCUGGUCGCAAACGCACUAUGUCGUUUUUCUCAUGGUGCGGCUCAAAUUGGUAAUUACACAGGAGUUAGUCUACAGAAAAUUGUAAUGUGAAAAUUCUUUUAGCAUUGUAAUUAUCCUCUCAUCCUGUAUGUGCCUUGGGAUGGAAAAACGUUGACAUUACACAGGUCUACCAGCAUGUCCUUCAUAUAAAACUGUUUUAUUAUCUAUAGACACACAUCUAGUUAUGCUUAUCUUUUAAUGAAAACUUUACUUCAAAUAUUCACCAUUUUUUGGGAAGAAAGUGUUGCAUUUUAAAGUUGUUUAGUGUAUUCAUGCUGACUUCAUAUUUUAAGCAGCAGUAGGCUUGCAAUAACAAAGAAUUUUCAUUCGAGUCAACAUAUUGUUAAUGUUGAAUACUGAACUGAAUACUGAACUUGUUUAGAUUACAUACAGUUUUUAGCUCACCUGAGCACAAAGUGCUCAUGGUGAGGUAUUGUGAUCACGCUGUGUCCGUUGUGUGUGCAUGCGUCUGUCCGUCAUCAACAAUUGUGUUUCAAAGACAUCUCCUCCAAAACCACUUAAUGGAUUUUGAUGAAACUUGGCAUGGAUGUUCCUUGGAUGGUCCUCUACCAAAAUUGUUGAAACGGUUCCACUUGGUUGCAAAUAGGGGCCGCCAGAGCUAAAAAUAGAAAAAUCUUCAAAUGACAUCUCCUCCAUUUCAAUCAAAUGGUCCUUAUGUCGCCCUCUACGAAGAUUGUUCAAAUUAUACCGAUUUGUCAAAAAAACAUUGCCCCCACAUGGCUUGUUCACUUUUCUCUAUAUGUUUAUAGUGGAAAUUUAAAAAUCUUCUUGUGUAAAACUGCUAGACCGAUUUUAAAAUCAUUUUACACAAAUGGUUCUUGUGUGACCCUCUACGAAGAUUGUUCAGAUUAUUCCGAUUCAUCAAAAAACAUGGCUGCCAGGGGGCGUGGUCACUUUUCCAUAUAUGUAUAUAGUAGAAACUUAGAAAAUAUUCUUGUAUAAAACUGUUAGCCUGAUUGUGACCUUCUACAAAUGUUAUUCAAAUUUCUCUGAUUCAUCAAAAAACAUGGCGGCUAGAGGGCAUGGUCACUUUUAAUCAACAGUUUUUUUUAAACAACAUCUCCAAAACCACAGAAUGGAUUUUGAUGAAACUUAAUAUAAAUGACCCCUUGGUAACCCUCUUUCAGUGGUUCAAAUGGUUCCGGUUCAUUGAACUAGGUCUUUUUGGUUAAAAAUAGGUUUUCAGCUAUCAGACUUUAAAAAUCUUCUUCUCUAGAGCUUUGAUAUUUGGCAUGUCCAAAUUGUUGCCAUAAGGUAAAAAAAUGGCCAUGCCCCUGUGUGUGACAUGUACUUACUAUAGGCUUAUGUAUAAGAAACUUUUAAAAUCUUCUUCUCUGAACCAAUAAUAGCUAGACCUUGAUAUUUGGCGUGUGAUUUCAGAGUUGUACUGUCCACCGUAAUUGUUCAAAUUAUUGCCCUAGGUUCAAAAAUGUGCGUGACAUGUAUGUAAUGUAGACUAACAUUGAAGAAACCUAACUCUGUACUUAUACCAUUACGUUAUACAAAGACACUUGAAGCCUUGUAUACAGGUGAUCGCUUAAGGGUCAAUGGCCCUCUUGUAUGUUUGUAAAACGUUUAGAUAUUGAAUUUUGUACAAGUGUUUUAAGCUAACCUGAACUUUGUCCAGGGUCAACAUUUUUACUUAAACAUCUUCUCCUCUGAAACUACUGGUCAGAAUUACACCAAACUUGGUCAGUAGCAUCCUGGCAUGGACCUCUAUCAAGUUUGUUCAAAUGGUUCACCUUGGCCCCUUUUAGGGGCUGCCAGAGCUAAAAAUAGAAAACCUUUAAUGAAUUUCUUCUCAUGAACAGCUUCAUCAAACUUGUUUUGUAGCAUCAUUAUAAGGUCCCCUGCCAAAUUUGUUCAAAUGGGGGCGCAUGGCCCCUUUUAAGAGCCGCUAGAGCUAAAAUUGGAAAUACCUUUAAAUGACUUCUUCUCAUGAACCACAGGAUGGAUCUUCAUUAAACUAUGUUUGUAGCAUCGUUUUAAGAUCCUAUCCCAAUUUUUGUUCAAAUGGGGGCACUUGGCUACUUUUUGGGGCCACUAGAGCUAAAAAUAGAAAUACCUUUUAAAGACUUCUCAUCAUGAACUGAUGGAUGGAUCUCUAGCAGAUUUGGUCUGUAGCGUCAUUAUAAGGUCCUCUCCCAAUUUUAUUCAAAUGGGGAUACUUGGCGGUAGGGAGAGGGGCGGGGGGUGGGCACUUGGCCCCUUUUAGGGGCCACUAGAGCUUAAAAUAGAAAUACCUUUAAAGUACUUCUGCUCAUGAACCGUUCUAUAGAUUUUCAUCAGCUUGGUCUGUAACAUCAUUAUAAGGUCUUAUGCCAAAUUUAUUAAAAAAGGAGUGCAUUUGGGCACCUUUAGGUGCCACUAGAGUUAAAAUAGAAAUGCCUUUGAACGAUUUCUUCUGAUGGUUUUGCGUUUUUGGUGCGUGACAGCAAAUUAUAGAAAAAAAACCCUUUAAAUAACUUUUGUUUUAAUGAACAGCUUGAAGGAUUUUCACCAAAUCUAGUCAGAAGCAAAGUCAGAUGGUUAAGGUUUUCUUCAAGUGAGCGACUUAGGCCCAUUUGUUCCUCUUGUUAUUGUAGUGUACCAGCAUACUUUGUUCAGUUUGUCUUUUAAUCAUGUUUCUGGAUAUCUGUCUCUGAUACACGAGAACUUGUAAGUACUGGUAUAGAAUUCAGGAGCGCUUGUUAGGCAUGCUGACAAUCCUUUCGUAAUUGAAAUACUGUUUAAAAAGGGUGUUACAUCCGUCAAACAAUCAAGUCAAUAACUUUAUCUUCGCAAGUAGUUGACAACUUCUUCUAAGCUCACUUAUGCUAAGGAAAGAUAACUUUUGCCAGUAAAUGUUAAUACUUCUUAUGCAAAGUUAGAAGUUGUGAUUUGUUAAUGCCAUUGAUUGUAAUUCAAUAAACUUUAAACAGAA